AGAGAGAGAGAGAGAGAGAGAGAGAGAGAGAGAGAGGCAGACAAUGCAUAGUACAGACCGCCCAAUUCAUAUAGAAGAAAACGGCAAAGGGUUCGUUGUUAUGAUCGCCCCCUUCCUUUUCAAACAAUCUCUAUCUGUUUUCUUCUCUUUCUUCACUUUCAGUUUCAGAAAUCUCUCAUGGCUUCCAUUACUUCAGCUUCACCAGCUCUUUUUGCCACCCUUCCUUCCACUCCCAAGCUCAAAUGCAGCAUCAGACAAGCUACCAAUUUCUCUUCCAUGGGUGGGGUGAAACAACUGCCAAAGAUUCAAAUCACAAAGGCAGCAGAAAGAUCUUUCCAACUCCGCCGUUGCUUCAAGAACACAAUUUCAUGCUCCAUUCAGGCUCAACCAGAAACUCUGGAAAUAGUGCAGAGCACAAUAGCAAAGCAACUGUCAAUUGAUGAAUGCACUGUUAGCCCCCAAACCAAGUUUGCUGAUUUGGGUGCUGACUCCCUUGACACUGUUGAAAUUAUGAUGGCACUGGAAGAAAAGUUUGGAGUGUCAGUCGGAGAAGGUGGUGCUGAGAAUAUUGCUACAGUUCAGGAUGCUGCUGAUCUGAUUGAGAAAGUGAAGGCUGCUUCAGCUUAAUAAGUUUUGAUCAAAUUCAAAACAUAA
Molecule: messenger RNA, 654 nt
Organism: Camellia sinensis
Lineage: Eukaryota; Viridiplantae; Streptophyta; Magnoliopsida; Ericales; Theaceae
Biological process (GO): fatty acid biosynthetic process
Molecular function (GO): acyl carrier activity
Source: RefSeq, a predicted model, not a curated record